Molecule: messenger RNA, 4511 nt
Organism: Arachis duranensis
Lineage: Eukaryota; Viridiplantae; Streptophyta; Magnoliopsida; Fabales; Fabaceae
Product: DExH-box ATP-dependent RNA helicase DExH5, mitochondrial
Exons: 19
Coding region: 288-3881 (1197 amino acids)
Cellular component (GO): nucleus; intracellular anatomical structure
Molecular function (GO): ATP binding; RNA binding
Source: RefSeq, a predicted model, not a curated record
AAUAUGGUAUGGAAUUGAUUCGGCGGGUAUGGGAGUGUGACGUGGCGCGUUGCGGUGGAGAGAGGCAUGGCUUCAUCUAGUGUCGUUGUCACUGUGACUCACUUGUUCGUUGGUUCCCGCAAACUGCAAACCCAAUCCAAAAACUAGAAACAAUUGAAGCUGAAGCUGAAGAAGAAGGAGAAGAAGAAGCAACAGCAGCAACAAGAAAGAGCCAUUGAAAGUAGUGCUGAAAAAAAACCGCGAAACUUGCUAAACGACGCCGUAUAUAGUGACCUAGCUCAGUUUGUAUGCCCUUCAUUAUUCUCUCUUCUUCACAACCUUCUUUGUUGACCGCCAAAGCCCUAAAACCUUCGAUUCACGCCAUGAAGGACCGCCCUACGCUGUCCUCUUAUGGCGCCAUUUACGUUCCCCCGCACCACCGCCUCCGCUCCGUCAUCACUUCCGCCAAUUACAACUCCUCCGCUCCCUCUGUAGCCAAGCUCCGCGAUCACCGUGGUGCAGCUCUAAACCCUAGACCCGUUGUUUCAGCUGCUCCUACCACUGUGCAUCGCUCGCAAACGACGUUGCCGGAGCAAAUUCCUGACAAGGGGAAUUCGCGCUUUGUUUCAGCUUACGACGACGUGGUUUCCGAGGAAGGCUCCGAUCGUGAAUUCGAGGCUCCCUCAUUUCGGAGUGCUUCACCAAAUGAUAAUGUUGAUGAGUGGAAGAGGAAGCUAACCUUGCUCUUAAACGACAAGAGUAAGCAAGAGUUGUUGUCCAGGGAGAAAAAGGAUAGGCGUGAUUUUGAUCAAAUUGCGCUUUUGGCAAGCAGAAUGGGGCUGUAUAGCCACAUGUAUGCAAAGGUUGUUGUCUUCAGUAAGGUUCCACUUCCAAACUAUAGAUAUGACUUGGAUGAUAGGCGGCCGCAGAGGGAGGUGAGCAUGCCUAUAACUUUGUUAAGGCGAGUUGAUGCAUACUUUGAGGAACACCUUACCCGAAAGUCCAAGAUGAAGGAAAGCUUUUCAGAUGUAUCAUUUACAAGAUCAAGCAGUAACAGUAGUAUUGGUACAGAUGAAGGGCUUUUUGAGCACCCUGAGCCACUUGCAUCUAGUAAGGCUGUUGGGGAGAAAAUACUUAGGCGGAGGAGCUUGCAAAUGCAUGAUCAGCAGCAAGCAUGGCAGGAAUCUCCAGAAGGAAGAAGAAUGCUAGAAUUUCGCAGGAGUCUCCCUGCUUAUAAAGAGAAAGAAGCAAUAUUGUCUCUCUUAUCAAGAAAUCAGGUAGUUGUCAUCUCAGGCGAAACAGGUUGUGGCAAGACAACUCAAAUUCCACAGUUUAUUUUAGAAUCUGAGAUAGAAUCAGUUCGAGGAGCUGCUUGUAAUAUCAUAUGCACACAACCAAGACGCAUAUCCGCUAUGUCUGUUUCUGAAAGGGUUGCCUACGAGAGAGGGGAGAAAUUGGGUGAAUCUGUUGGAUAUAAAGUUCGAUUGGAGGGUAUGAAGGGGAGAGAUACCCAUCUUCUCUUUUGCACCACGGGCAUCUUAUUAAGAAGAUUGCUAGCUGAUAGAAACUUAACAGGUGUAACUCAUGUUAUCGUGGAUGAAAUUCAUGAGCGUGGGAUGAAUGAAGAUUUUCUGCUUAUCGUCCUUAAAGAUCUCCUUCCGCACCGACCUGAAAUGAAACUGAUUUUGAUGAGUGCUACCCUAGAUUCAGAGCUCUUCUCUUCUUACUUUAAUGGGGCACCAGUUAUGAAUAUUCCGGGCUUCACAUAUCCCGUUAGAACUCAUUUUUUGGAGGACAUUCUUGAAAUGACGGGCUACAGAUUGACAACUUCUAAUCAAAUUGAUGAUUAUGGUCAAGAAAGGAUGUGGAAAAUGAACAAACAGGUCCCAAGAAAGAGGAAAAGCCAAAUUGCUUAUGUUGUCGAGGAUGCUAUUAGAGCUGCUGAUUUCAAAGAUUACAGCCCACAGACACAGGAGUCUUUGUUGUGUUGGAAUCCUGAUUGUAUUGGAUUUAGUCUCAUAGAAUAUAUCCUAUGCAUGAUAUGUGAGAAUGAAAGGCCUGGUGCUGUUUUAGUUUUUAUGACUGGAUGGGAUGAUAUAAGCACUUUGAAAGAGAAGUUUUUGGCUCAUCCUGUCUUAGGAGAUCCAAAUCGAGUUUUGUUGCUUACCUGUCAUGGCUCAAUGGGCAGUUCAGAACAGAGGUUAAUAUUUGAAGAACCCAAAGAUGGAGUAAGAAAAAUAGUGCUUGCAACAAAUAUCGCUGAAACGAGUAUCACAAUAAAUGACGUUGUUUUUGUGCUUGACUGCGGAAAAGCAAAAGAAACAUCAUAUGAUGCACUGAAUAACACGCCCUGUUUGCUUCCAACAUGGAUCUCUAAGGUUUCUGCCCAACAGAGACGAGGAAGAGCUGGUCGUGUUCAACCUGGAGUGUGUUACCAUAUCUAUCCUAGAUGUGUAUAUGAUGCAUUUGCUGAGUAUCAGUUGCCAGAAAUUUUGAGGACACCCUUGCAAUCUCUGUGUCUGCAAAUAAAAAGUCUAAGACUUGGAAGCAUACCUGAGUUCUUGUCUAGGGCUUUGCAGUCUCCGGAGAUCCUUGCGGUACAAAAUGCUAUUGAGUAUUUGAAAAUAAUUGGGGCUUUGGAUGAGAAUGAGAAUUUGACUACUCUAGGUAGGUUUUUCCCUCUCUCUCUCUCUCUCUCUCUCUCGCUUAUAUUAGGGGCUAUCUUCAAUUGCCUGGAUCCAAUAUUAACUGUGGCUGCUGGUCUUAGUGUGAGAGAUCCUUUCCUAACACCACUGGACAAAAAAGACCUUGCAGAGGCAGCAAAAUCUCAGUUUGCUGGAGCAUAUAGUGACCACCUUGCACUUAUAAAGGCUUACGAGGGUUGGAAAGAUGCAGAAUUAGACAUGGGAGGAUGUGAAUAUUGCUGGAAAAAUUUUCUUUCAGCACAAUCAAUGAAAGCUAUUGAUGCUCUUAGGAGAGAGUUCAGAUGCCUGCUCAAGGAUAUUGGAUUAGUUGAUAGCAAUACAGCCAACUGCAACUUGUGGAGCUGUGAUGUGAAUCUUAUCCGGGCAGUUAUUUGCUAUGGUCUAUAUCCUGGAAUUUGCGCUGUUGUGCACAAUGAAAAGUCAUUCUCUUUGAAAACAAUGGAGGAUGGUCAAGUGCUCCUAUAUUCGAACUCCGUCAAUGCUCGGGAAACUAGAAUUCCAUAUCCAUGGUUACUUUUUAAUGAGAAGAUAAAAGUGAACUCUGUUUUCCUCCGCGACUCAACAGCUGUGCCUGAUGCAGUGGUGCUUCUGUUUGGUGGAAACUUAUUGAAAGGGGAUGCUGAUGGCCACCUAAAAAUGUUGGGAGGAUAUCUGGAGUUCUUCAUGGAACCUCCUGUUGCUGAUCUGUACCAGUGUGUAAAGAGAGAACUUGAUGACUUAAUUCAAAGAAAACUACUUUUUCCAAAGAUGAGCAUACACUUGUAUGAUGAACUCCUAUCAGCAGUGCGGUUGCUGAUUUCCAUAGACACAUGUGAAGGCAAAUUUGUAUUUGGUCGUCGGGUCUUUAAACCAGCAAAGUCAACAGUGAUGGCCACAUCACAUCCAGCAUCGAUUUCAAGGACUGAGAGUGGCCCUGGGGGUGAUAAUUCUAAAAGUCAGCUCCAGACCUUACUCACAAGAGCAGGAUAUGCUGCACCCAGCUACAAGACUAAACAAUUGAAGAAUAAUCAGUUUCGGGCUACAGUUGAGUUCAAUGGAAUGCAGAUAAUGGGCCAACCCUGUAGCAAUAAGAAAAGUGCAGAAAAAGAUGCUGCAGCUGAGGCCUUGCAGUGGCUAAUGGGUGGAAAACAGUCAGGCAGUGAGUAUAUCAGUCACAUGUCCAAGUUGCUAAAGAAAAGUAAGAAGGAUCACAGCUGAGUAGUCAACUACAGGGAUCUCAAUGGAAGGGUAAGAAGAGCAAGGUGAAGGGACUGUUGUUGACGACUUGUCCUACAGCCUUACCCGUUUCAUUUCUUUUUGGAUAUAGGGACAGACUUUCGGCAGUGACGUUGUUAUUGUAUGGUCUCGGAUCAGAGUCAAAUUUGUUCAUACCAAAACCCAAGCCAUAUCCAAUCUGGCGUGUAUCAUACUCGUUCAAUUUGAAGUUGGAAGAUAGUAAUUUUUUAUUGAAGUAGAAUGGAUCUCCAACAUGAAGCAAGGAAUUGCCAAUCAAAUCUUUGAGGAUAUUAACUGUCCUAUUUGAUGCAAUUGCAUCUUGAGCGAGAAAACUGAUGGCUUCGGGAAGAAUCAUUUUACAACAGCAGGAUGUAGCAGAUACCAUUCAUCAUUUGGAGGGAAAGCGAGGAUGGCGGACAUUGAGUGAGAAGUGAUUCCAUGCUUGCACCCUAUUAAUUUUUUGUACAGUAUUAUUGAUAAGUGAUAUAUCCUGAAAUCUGUCAUGGAGGACCUCAACGAAGCUUUGUCUUUGUGCUGUGAAAGCAGAAUGAUGGUAACUAGUACUGCAUAUUUGGCCGUCGAAAUAUAAAAUUUGUUUCCAUUUUUUGCAAA